AUGGAAGUGCUCAGCCGGGGCCUAAAGAAGCUGACCGCGUCCAACGCCUGCCAGCCCUACAGAACCAGAAGUAGAAGCCUGCCUCCAUCCCAUCUCCUCUUUGCGGACGACACUACCAUCUUCACCAACGAUAGCCGCUCCUCCAUCAGAAAUCUAGUGGCCUUCCUCCAGAAAUUCAAGAACAUUUCAAGCCUCAAGAUCAAUAACUCCAAGAGUAGCUUUCUGGCGUCUUCCAAGAUGCUGCUGUUGAGGACUCAUAACAUUGAAAGGAUCUCAAGUUGGAAGGCCCGCUUCCUUAAUCAGGCUGCCAGAACAACUCUCAUCAAGCAUGUCCUCUCUAGUAUCCCCGUCCAUAUUCUCGCGGCGGUUGAUGUUCCAAUUAAGAUGCUGCAGACCCUAGAAUCCAAGCUCGCAGACUUCUUUUGGGGGUGGUCUGAAGGGAGUAAAAAAUUCCACUGGGUAAGUUGGAGGCGUAUUACUUACCCCACCAAGGAGGGUGGGCUCGGCAUAAAACCCUUAAGAGAAAUCUCGGCUGCCCUGAGGCUCAAGCGGGCGUGGACCAUCUUCUUUGCCCAUAAGAACACUCUUUGGGCGAAAUUCAUGAGAUCCAAAUACAUGAUCAACGACUCCCGUGAAUCCGCUAGUCAGCGCAACAUUGAUUCCCCAGCGUGGAAAGGUAUCAGGAAGCUUCUCCAUCUUGUCGAAGACAACUCCCAUCUUUUACUGGGAGACGACAAUAGCAAUGUCUGGAAUGAUAACUUAUAA
This is a messenger RNA of Magnolia sinica, 765 nucleotides long. RefSeq lists its product as uncharacterized. The record is from RefSeq and is a predicted model, not a curated record. Lineage: Eukaryota; Viridiplantae; Streptophyta; Magnoliopsida; Magnoliales; Magnoliaceae. The coding region runs from base 1 to 765 and encodes 254 amino acids. The transcript is spliced from 2 exons.